UGGCGGUGGCGGUGGCGGUGGCGGUGGAGGUGAAGGAGCAGCAGCCACAGUCGGCGGCGGAGACUGUAGCGGAGGAAGGCGCGCGGCCUGGAGGAAGAGGAGGAUGGAGGAGCAGCAGAAGGACUGUGAGGCCGAGGUCACUGAGCCUUGGUUUUCUAAGUGGGAGCGCCAGUGCCUUGCUGAGGCGGAGCAGGAAGAGCAGCUGUCCCCCGAGCUGCAGGAGGAGGCGGCUGCUGAUGCGGCUGGGCUCAAGAUCGAGCGACAGAGGCUCUGGCACCUCUUCCAGAUCUCAGCCACUGCGGUGGCCCAGCUCUACAAAGAUUCCGGGUGCCAACAGCCAGGACUCUCUAUGUGGGACCCCUUCCAGAAUGCGGCCAUGGCCGUGACCAGCCUCUACAAAGAGAGCGGGGAUGCCUACCAGCGAAGUUUUGAGCUGGGAGUCCAGGUUGGCUACCAGCGUCGCGUUAGAGAUGUGCUGGAGUGGGUGAAGAAGGGUAGGAGCAUCAUUCGCCGGGAAGACCUCAUAAGCUUCCUCUGUGGCAAAGUACCCCCCGCCCCUCCCCCGCCACGCACUUCCAGGAUGUCCUCUAGGCCGCCCGCAGCUGCCUCCAGUCAGGCUGCUGCCACUGCGUCCAGCGCGCCCGUGGACGUCGACCUGCAGCCCUUCCACGAGGCCAUCGCCCUCCAUGGCCUCAAUGGCGCCAUGGCAAGCAUCAGUAUGCGAUCUGGCACUCCUGGUUCCCCAUCUCAAGAUGGAGGUAUUGCCAGCAGUGGGCGUCGGAAAAGUACCUUCCUUGAAGACGAUCAGAACCCGUUGGGCCCAGAAGAACUGGCUCUCCUCCUGGACAGUGGGGGAAUCCGCAAGCGUACCUCGGCCCAGUUUGGUGAUACCACCACAGACUCUCCCUCCCACAAGCGCAACCGAAUGGUCUAACUGCCCCCGUGGUUGGCCACCAUCCACCACCUUGUUGCUUGACAGUCAACUUGCCCAUCAACAUGCUUGUUGGAACCAUACUGGAGACUGCUGGUCUUCUUUCUCUUAAGUUAAAGAUUUCUAUCAAGUUUACCAUAAAGAAAAUUUAAAAGUAUUCCAGAAGAGGCUUCCUAUGACUCUGACUUUCAAAAGAUAUAUAAUUCUAUUACAGAACAUCAAAUAUCACAUAGUUAGCAAGAUCAUUUAAACUUUACAGCAAAAUGUAUCCAGUCAGGACAGAAGCCUGGUUUAUCUUAUUCAAGUUGUAUUUCUUAGCACCUAGUACAGUUGUUGGUGCUCAAUAAAUGUUUGUUGAAUGAA
This is a messenger RNA of Mesocricetus auratus (golden hamster), 1294 nucleotides long. RefSeq names its product UPF0472 protein C16orf72 homolog (gene Hapstr2). NCBI's taxonomy places the organism in Eukaryota, Metazoa, Chordata, Mammalia, Rodentia, Cricetidae. The coding region runs from base 104 to 934 and encodes 276 amino acids. The record is from RefSeq and is a predicted model, not a curated record. The transcript has a single exon.